Adineta steineri is the source of this 1146-nucleotide messenger RNA. The record is from the annotation of a GenBank genome assembly. Lineage: Eukaryota; Metazoa; Rotifera; Eurotatoria; Adinetida; Adinetidae.
AUGUCUCAUAUCAAUGAUUAUGAAUAUGAAAAUGAACUGUCUAUUGACUCAAAACUUCUAUGUGCUAUUUGUUUAAAUCCAUUCACUGAACCAAAAAAAACAUCAUGUGAACAUAUAUUUUGUGAUUAUUGUAUUAAAUUAUGGUACAAAAGUAAAAUAACAUGUCCAUUAUGUCGUCAACCAACGAAAAAAAAACAUUUAAAAUCUGUUAAGAAUUCAACUAUGCUUAAUACACUUGAUCGAUUACAUGUCCAAUGUUUAUUAUGUGAACAAACAGGAAUAGAACGAAAAGAUUUUGAUGAUCAUAUAGAUAAUGAAUGUUUAAAAGUAAUUGUAUCAUGUUCAAAUCGUGAUACAAAAUGUUUAUGGAGAGGAAAACGAGAAGAUUUAGCUCGACAUCGAAUGACCUGUUUACAUAAAUCAAGUUCAUUAGGAUUUAUUCAUCAUCAUAGUAAAGAAAAGAAAUUACAAUCAAAUAUUAUAAAUUCUGAUCGUUUAAAAAUUGAAAAUUUAAUAAAUCAAUAUCCAAUGAAUUCUGAAAUUACAUUACGUAAUCAACAAAUAACUGAUGCUGAUAUUUCCUAUGUAAUUCAAUAUGCAAUUAUAGAUAAACAAUGUAAAGUUCUUGAUUUAGGAAAUAAUCAAAUUAUAUCUCAUGGUAUUAUACAACUUGCUGAUAGUUUAAGAAAUAAUAAAACAUUAAAAAUGCUCUCGCUUCAUCAAAAUUCAUUAUCACAAAAAAGUAUUCAAUAUCUUGCCGAUAGACUUGCAUUAAAUAAAUCCAAUCUUAAAUGGUUAGAUCUUGAAUCAACUGAUUUAAAUAAUCAUGGUGUAGAAUAUUUGGCUACUAUGCUUAAAACAAAUCAAUCAAUAACUGGUUUAUGGUUAUCAAAUAAUAAAAUUGGUUGUCGUGGUGUGAAAAUGCUAGCUUCAGCUCUUAUUUCUUCAAAUACAACUCUUAAAUAUUUGGAUUUAGAAAAUAAUCAAAGAAUUAAUGAUUCAUGUUUGGAUUAUUUUGUAAAUAUGAUGAAAGAAAAUCAAUCAUUGAAAACAAUUGAUUUAAGUAAUUGUCCAUUGUCUAUAACAAGUAAAGCUAAACUUCGAUCUAUAGCUCAUACGAAACAAGACUUUCGUCUCGUUCUUUGA